Messenger RNA from Triticum aestivum (bread wheat), 1619 nucleotides. RefSeq names its product F-box protein At1g30790-like. The record is from RefSeq and is a predicted model, not a curated record. The coding region runs from base 84 to 1274 and encodes 396 amino acids. Gene Ontology annotation, molecular function: protein binding. The transcript is spliced from 2 exons. NCBI's taxonomy places the organism in Eukaryota, Viridiplantae, Streptophyta, Magnoliopsida, Poales, Poaceae.
UCUCAGACCCGCUAGCCAUAGCCAUAGGUUUCCUCCCGUCCGCCUCGCUCGACGGCGCGCCGCCGCCGAUUUCUCGCUCCGGCAUGUCUGCCUCAGUUGAUCGCUCUCCCCCAUGGGAGGAAGGCCGCCCCUCGGUCCGCAUCAGGUUUUCCUCUUCUGCCCCCAACGGGACGGUGGUCGAGAGGCUCACCGACGACCUCAUCGUUGAGAUCCUCUCGCGCGUCCCGGCCAAGUCGCUCUGCCGCUUCAAGUGCGUCUCCAACCACUGGCUGAGCCUCAUCCACCACCCGGAACACCGCAAAAAGCUGCCCCAAACCCUGGCUGGCUUCUUCUACACCGGCACCGACGUGGAGCGCCUCCCGAAAUCAGCACCCCACUUCGUCAAUGUCUCGGGGAGAAGCUGCCCUCCGAUAGACACCUCUUUCUCCUUUCUGCCCAACCACCGACGACUCGAUCUGCUGGACUGCUGCGACGGCCUCCUUCUCUGCCGCUGGCACUCCGUCGGGACUGACGAGUGCCGUUACAUCGUGUGCAAUCCCGCGAGGGAGGAAUGGGUCAUGCUGCCGGAACCCAGCCAGGCGGAGUCAAGGAAGGUGAGCAUUGUACGUCUGGGUUUCGACCCGGCCGUGUCUUCCCGCUUCUAUGUGUUUGUGUUGAUGGAUGAUGUCCGCCAUGUGUCGUACACCAUCGCAGCAGUGGAUGUGUAUUCAUCGGAAACUAGGAGAUGGGUUCGUAAGGAAAGGGGAUGGAAUGAGAGGAUUGGACAUCUUGGCGGCCAGUAUCAGUCUACUGUCUUCCUUAAGGGAUGCUUGCAUUUUGUCGCCUAUGGCUCCAGGCCGUCACCCAUUUGUGUAGCUGCUGUGGACACGGAGGGGAAAACAUCGACGACCUUCCGCGUCCCUAGUUAUGUGCCUAAUGGUAUUUUGCAGCAGUCACAGGGCUGUUUGCAUUAUUCCAGUUUUCAGAGUGAAGAUGGUCUUGUGCUUCGACUAGUUGUUAAUGUUCUCAAGGACUAUGAAACCAAAGAGUGGAUGUUGAAGCACACCAUUAAAACUAAAUACUUAUCUGGAGGGAUACAUUUUAAUGGUUACCGUGUGAUUGGAGUUCAUCCGGAGUGUGACUUGAUCUUCUAUACCGCGGGACGGGCUACGGAAGUCAUGUGCUACAAUAUGAGUAGUCGGGAAGUAAAAGUGAUCUCCAAACUUGAAGAUGGUGGUCCGCCGUAUCUGCCAUAUGUGCCACUAUAUGCAGAGUUACAACCAUUGCUUAUGUGAUAUCAAUAUGAGAUUGUUGGUUCCUUCAUGAGAAGUGGGUUAGUAGUCGAUUGUUCAUACCAUGGAGCAGUGGGCUUGGCAUGUCUGCUUGAGUUGGGUUCUCAUUUUCUUUUACUGAUGAUGUCCGCAUCCUUUAAGUCUGGAAGUUAUGGUGGUUCAGUAUUGUGGUAACUUGUCUGAUUUGAAUGAGAUUAGUUCAUGUGGUGUUUAAGGGAAAAAUGAUAAAGAAAUGCUAUGAUCAUGUUGUAAAAGACGUGAUAUGUGAUUAUCAUGGAGCUUACAAUUUGCAGUUGGGGUAAGUAUAUGCAUCUUACUGCAAAGACCUAGUAAAUGGCCGCUUUGCCA